AUGUAUGUGAAAUGGUUUGAUACAGUAAUGUUUUACUAUGUGAUUUUAGUGAUUUUUAGUGAAUGUCACUUUUUGUCAUUUUUGAAUUUCCCGCCGUUCCGUCCCCCGUACGUCCCGACGCUCACAGGGGAUGGAACCCAGAUGACAGAUGCCGGCAUCCGCCGGAUUACAUUGUCGGGGACACUGCAGGAGGGACAUCGUGGGAGCGCAGGACAAGGUAAGUGAUACAGGGAUCGUGGAGCAGCGCCGCAUGGUAUUCCCGAGUGUAGCUCGGGGUUACCGCUUUUGCUACACUCGGGAAUACCGCCAGGGAGGUUA
This is a messenger RNA of Staurois parvus, 318 nucleotides long. NCBI's taxonomy places the organism in Eukaryota, Metazoa, Chordata, Amphibia, Anura, Ranidae. The record is from the annotation of a GenBank genome assembly.